AUGGCGGCCAAGUCCGAUGGCGGCGGCGGCGUGGGGGUGGGCUUCGCCCAGCUGCACAACCUGGACGAGGCGGUGGGCAGCGGCGGCGGCGGCGGCGGCGACGAGGACGCGGAGCCCGGCGGCGGCGGCGGCGGCGGCGGCGGCGGCGGGGACGAGCCGGGCGAGAGCAGCUCGCUGCACAUCUGCCACUGCUGCAACACCUCGUCGUGCUACUGGGGCUGCCGCUCCGCCUGCCUGCGCUCGCUGCUGGCCCCCAAGGCGCGCCGCGGCCCCGCCAGGCCCGCGCGGCCGCUCGACGGCGGGGACCAGCCGCUGCAGCCGCCCGGCCGCCGCCCCCCGACGCCCGCCGCCGCGCCGCCGCCCGUGGAGCGGCCGUGGCUCGACUGCCUGUGGAUCGUGCUGGCGCUGCUCGUGUUCUUCGGCGACGUGGGCACCGACCUGUGGCUGGCCGUCGACUACUACCGCAAGGGCGACUACGGCUGCUUCGGCCUCACGCUCUUCUUCGUGCUCGUGCCGUCGCUGCUGGUGCAGAGCCUGAGCUUCCGCUGGUUCGUGCAGGACUACACGGGCGGCGGGCUGGGCGCCGUGGAGGGCCUCAGCAGCCGCGGGCCCCCGAUGAUGGGCGCCGGCUACGGCCACCCGCACCACCAGCAGCAGCAGCAGCAGCACCGCGGCGCGGGGGGCUCGGCCACGCCGGGGGCGCAGCGCCUGUGCCGGCUGUCCGUGUGGAUCUGGCAGUCGGUGAUCCACCUGCUGCAGAUGGGGCAGGUGUGGAGGUACAUCCGCACCAUGUACCUGGGCAUCCAGAGCCAGCGGCAGAAGGAGCACCAGCGACGCUUCUACUGGGCCAUGAUGUACGAGUACGCCGAUGUCAACAUGCUGCGCCUCCUGGAGACCUUCCUGGAGAGCGCGCCCCAGCUGGUGCUGCAGCUCUGCAUCAUGGUGCAGCGGAGCAGUGCCGACACACUGCCCUGUGUGUCUUCUCUGGCCUCCCUGAUGUCCCUGGCCUGGGUGCUUGCCUCCUACCACAAACUGCUACGGGACUCGCGGGAUGACAAGAAGAGCAUGAGCUACAGGGGCGCCCUCCUGCACCUCUUCUGGCGCCUCUUCACCAUCUCCUCCCGCGUCAUCUCCUUCGCCCUCUUCGCAUCCGUCUUCCAGCUCUACUUUGGCAUCUUUGUGGUGGUGCACUGGUGUGCCAUGGCCUUCUGGAUCAUCCAUGGCGGCACCGACUUCUGCAUGUCCAAGUGGGAGGAGAUUCUCUUCAACAUGGUGGUAGGGAUCGUGUACAUUUUCUGCUGGUUUAACGUCAAGGAAGGGCGGACUCGAUACCGAAUGUUUGCCUAUUACACCAUAGUCCUGACCGAGAAUGCGGCCUUGACGUUCCUCUGGUAUUUUUACAGAAACCCCGAGACCACAGACUCCUUUGCGGUGCCGGCCCUCUGCUCCGUCUUUGUUAGCUUCGUGGCAGGGGUGGCCUUGAUGCUCUUAUAUUAUGGCGUGCUGCACCCCAUGGGGCCACGGGCUAAGAUUUUUGCCAGCUCCUGUUGUGCCGAGCUUCUCUGGGGCAUCCCUCUGCCCCCUGAUGUAGAGCCCAUGGCGCCCCAGACCCCUGGGUACCGGGGGCCCCAAGUGACGCCCACCAGAGCCGUCACAGAGCCACAGGAGGAUGUCACAGCCGACACGUGCUUGCCUGUGUUCCAAGUGAGGCCCACGGAGCCCUCCACCCCAUCGGGGCGCCCUUACCACCCAGAAGGCCCCCUCAUUAAGAUAGACAUGCCCAGAAAGAGGUACCCAGCUUGGGAUGCCCACUUUGUAGACAGGCGGCUGAGAAGGACGAUUAACAUCCUGCAGUAUGUCACACCCACGGCCGUGGGUAUUCGGUACCGAGACGGGCCGCUGCUCUACGAGCUGCUCCAGUAUGAGUCCUCACUCUGAGGACUGCCGCCAGGUCUGGUUCGCGGUUCACACCGCUGGCAAGAAAUAGAACCUUCCCUCACCCCCCAACCGCACCCCCAGUACACAGACCACCACUAUCAUCACCACUACCACCCACGCUACAGAAACAAACAAACAAAACAAAACAAACCAGAGAAAUAAGAAGUCACAACCCCUUCAGAUAAGCUUUCUUUCCAGUCACUGUAUGUAUACAAAGAUAUUCUCUAUGUUUUGUGAGAACAAGAAAACUUUCCUCUUUUUUUUUUACACAUAGAAGCAGUAUUGAUAAAUCCCACUAUCUGUUCCUAGUGUGGAGAAGUGUAACUCUCUCCACUCCAAAAGAGAAACAAAAACCACAACAAACACAAGUUUUAUACCUUACACUCACUCAGUGUAGACCAUUCAUGGGAUUGGUGCUGAUUGAAAGAACACAAAACAACAACAAAACAAAACCUUCAACUGCCUUAUGCCUGUGGGUGCUGAGUUUCAUUAAGUACUGUCAGGUUUUCUCAUGCAAAACUCUUCUCUGGGACUUUUGCACCCUGAGAAGGAAAAAUUAAACUAUCAAACUAAACCAAUCUAAAGACUAAACAAAAACCAACCAACAAAUAAAACGCAACACAUCACUUUUUGUUUAUUUGUUUUGUUUUUUUUUUCUUAUCUGAUGAUUUGUCUUGAGGAACAAACAAAAUAUUUUUUUAAAGCAAAAGCAUAGAAACCUCCCUUCUCCUGUUUUGGCUUUUUUUCUUCUUCCUCUCCUGCUCUGCCCCUAACAUAACAGUGUCUUCCAGGAGCCAAAGAGCCUUUGGAAACUCAGAGCUGGAGGAGUUCCUGGGAGGCAGCUGCCUGCCGGGAUCAAAUGCCCUAAGAAAAAUCACAUUUGUUCCUUGGCAAAUAAACAAACAGAUAAACAAACAAAUAAAGGCAACACAGAACAGAACAAAAGAGCUGCCAUCCCAAUUGGCUAAGAAUAGGUAAUUUUCAAGCCAGUGAAGGGAGAUUUCCAUGUGUCAUCCGAGAGUCAGUAAUAAUAAAACUCAGCAUUGUAGCAAAAGAGAAUAACAUCAAUUUUGAGGCACACGCUUGGCCCAGGACUGGCAGCAAAGAUCUGUCCAGUGCUCCAAGCCCCAAAAGGUGCAUGCGAAAGGGCCUCUCUCUUUCCUUUGGGUGGGAAGCCUUAAAUCAAGCUGGAAAGAA
Messenger RNA from Suncus etruscus (white-toothed pygmy shrew), 3135 nucleotides. It is a transcript of the gene XKR6, whose product is annotated as XK related 6. The record is from RefSeq and is a predicted model, not a curated record. Gene Ontology annotation, cellular component: plasma membrane. Gene Ontology annotation, biological process: phosphatidylserine exposure on apoptotic cell surface; apoptotic process involved in development; engulfment of apoptotic cell. The coding region runs from base 1 to 1938 and encodes 645 amino acids. NCBI's taxonomy places the organism in Eukaryota, Metazoa, Chordata, Mammalia, Eulipotyphla, Soricidae. The transcript has 3 exons.